UGUACGAAACAUCAAUUACAGAAACACAGAUUUUCUGUUAUCGUUAUUCAUUUCAGGAAACUUUUACAGAACUGAUCUGUAGGGUAGCUAUGUAAUAUUUUCUGUGACCAUAGUGUUCUACGCAUCGUUUUUUAUUUCUGGCUGUGACAGAACUGUUCGGAACUGUUACAGAAUUGAUCUGUGUUCUGCCCAUCGAUAAUUCAUCCAUAUUGAACCAUUGUCUAAUAAGUUCGUAAUACAGAACCAAAACAAACCCAAUAAAGUAAGCCUUGUCUAUGAUUUCGUUUGUAUGAGCUUGUGUUAGUUAACAAACUUGCUGUAAAAUGUAAUGUAGAUUUUUAUUUACGAAAAGAGUUGAAAAGUUCUAGUUAUUCAUGAUGUCAAAAAACUCAAAUACUAGAUCGAGAGAGACUGAAGGUGUUCCAUGCUUGAAAAGAACUCUAAUUGGUAAACAAAAUAAAAUUCAUGUGGUGAUCAGGAGAAGAAAUAUCAGUUCACCAGGACCCCCAGGCCAACUUGAAAGAAGUAUAGACGAUCCAAAGUUAAUUAGCCCUUUAGUGCACUUGUGGCAGGAUUGGCAACACACUCGACGAUCAAUUUUCGAUAGGAAAGGUAUAGUUGUAAAUCAACCAGAACAUCUGGAUCAAGAGCGUUCAAGACCAACAAGGUCCAAGACUCCUAGUAGAUCAAAAAGUCCAGCUAGCUAUAGAAGCAGAAAAAGCUCUGCAAGAAAUAAAAGUAACUCACCAAGAGAAAGAAGUAACUCAUCUAGAGAAAGAAGUAACUCACCAAGAACAAGAAAUAAUUCUCCCAAUGAAAAAGGUAAAGAAAGAAGUCCUUAUCGUAGAAAGAGUCUUGAUCGCAGAAGAAGCUCUGAAAGAAACAGACGUAGUAAAAGCCUAGACAUGAGAAAAAGUGUUGAAAACUACAGAGAACGUAGAAGUGGAAGCAGGGAAAGAACCACAGGGAGUGCAGGAAAGAAAAAAGAAAAAUAUUCUGAACAUAAAUGUUUCAGAAAGAAAUCAAUUUCACCUUUGAGGCCUGGAGAGUAUAUACCAUUUCAUCCUGAUUUGAAGAAACGAAACAGAUCACGAGAAGAACGAAAAGAUAACAUUAGAGAAAGUAGGUCAUCAAGAGAAAGCAGUAACUCACCUAGAAGUCGAAGCUACUCAAUGAGACAAAGAAGUAACUGUCCCAGAGAAAAAAGUACUGGAAGAAGAAGCCUUCUUGGGAGAAAUAGUCCUGAUCGAAGAAGAAGAAGUUCUGAAAAAGUCCGGCGUAGUAGAAGUCUAGACAUAAGGAAAAGUGUUGAAAACCUCAGAGAACGGAGAAGUGGAAGCAGGGAGGGAAUCACUGGGAAUGCAGGAAGGAAAAAUGAAAAAGAUUACAAAAAAACAAUGUUGAAAAAUAAAAUAAUUUCACCUUUGAGGCCUGGAGAGUAUAUACAAUUUCAUCCUGAUUUGGAGAAACACUACAGAUCAAGAGAAGAACGAAACGAUAACUUCAGGUGGGUAAACAUCCACUUUGAAUGA
Leptinotarsa decemlineata (Colorado potato beetle) is the source of this 1532-nucleotide messenger RNA. Its product is annotated as serine/arginine repetitive matrix protein 2-like. Lineage: Eukaryota; Metazoa; Arthropoda; Insecta; Coleoptera; Chrysomelidae. The record is from RefSeq and is a predicted model, not a curated record.